AUGAGAGAGAGAGAGACCGAAAGAAAGAGUCUUUGCGCCUGGGGCGAUUGGACUUGUUACUCGCUUUUCUGUUGUUUGCGCCAUCCCACCAUCACUGUGGUCCUCUCUCCGUCUUCUUGCAUGCGAGAGUGUAUGUCCUUUCCUGUUUCAAAUAUUUUAGAAUACAUAUUAAAGGAAGCCAUGAGUCAUUACAUAGAUGUGGAGGUUUCUCUUCUUUCGGCCCCGGUAUUCGGCGGCGCGCAAUCCCAGGUUUAUGCCCAAAGCAAUGAAGAGCGUAGCAUCGAGUUCAGACGAUCACCUCGACCCAAGGAUCCGAAGGUUUCUGGUAACAUUGAAUUGCCGUCACGCAUCACCCAAAGGGCAAGAUACUGGUCCUGA
Molecule: messenger RNA, 378 nt
Organism: Penicillium oxalicum
Lineage: Eukaryota; Fungi; Ascomycota; Eurotiomycetes; Eurotiales; Aspergillaceae
Exons: 1
Coding region: 1-378 (125 amino acids)
Source: RefSeq, a predicted model, not a curated record